Arachis stenosperma is the source of this 1470-nucleotide messenger RNA. RefSeq names its product glutathione S-transferase T3-like. Lineage: Eukaryota; Viridiplantae; Streptophyta; Magnoliopsida; Fabales; Fabaceae. The transcript is spliced from 2 exons. The coding region runs from base 1 to 1470 and encodes 489 amino acids. The record is from RefSeq and is a predicted model, not a curated record.
AUGGAUCCAAACCAACUCAACUCUUUCUUCAAUUACUUACAAAACUUUCCUCAAAUUUCAAAUACCCAACAAUCUCAAACCUCAAACUCUCAAGUUCCAAAUCAAAACUUCACACCACCAAAUACAUUUCAAAAUCCAAAUCCACAAAAUCUUUCUAAUUUCAAUUUUCAAGCUCCUUAUAAUAAUCAAUUUCCUAUAUUCCAACCGCAAAAUCAAAAUUCACAAACACCCCAUUUUCCAUUUUCAUCCAUAUUUAACCCCUCUAUCGGAAAUGUUACUCCAACUUUCUUGCCGUUUCCAACUCAAUUCAGUGCAUCAAGACAUAACUCAUCUGGUGUUGGUGGCUCUUCUAACCCAUCCUCUCAGACUCCUAUACAAUCUAGUCCAAAUUCGCAAUAUUCAGAUUUUGCCAACCCUCAUGGAUUAGAUGCUAUCGACCUCAAUGAUGAUAUUGAAGAUCGGAGGCAAGAUAGUAUUCAACACUGGCAUUGGAAAGAGGAUGAGAUGUUGAUCAGUGCAUGGUUAAAUGUUUCAACUGACCCUGUAAUUGGUACCGAUCAAAAGGGGGAAACAUUUUGGAGUCGAAUUCAUAGCUACUGUGUAGAAUUUUGCACCGACAUGACAAGGGGGGUAGUUGCAUGUAAGAAACGAUGGUAUAAGAUCAACAAGGCUGUUGCACAAUUUGCUGGUUGCUACGAUCAAGCUAGUCGAAACAUAAGGAGUGGUUCAAACGCUAAUGAUAUAAAGGAGUUGGCUUAUAAACUUUAUUCCACAAAUUGUGGUCAAAAGUUCACUUUUGAGAGGCAUUGGAACAUGCUUCGGUUGGAGCAAAAAUGGAGAAGCCAACUACCUACACAGAGUGGCGGCUCAAAAAGAACCAAGGUUAGUGCAACUGGAGCAUACUCAUCCUCAUCAAACCCAGAAACACCGUUGGCUGACGAACCCGGUGUGGACUCUCCCGUUCGCCCACAAGGAUCAAAGAAGAGCAAGCGAAGAGGUAAGGGAAAAGCACAGAUGUCUGAAGAUUUUAGCGAAAGAAAAUCAUCGGUUGUCAAAAAAUUAUCUCUCAUGGAAGAUAUUAAGAAUGUUAGAGAAAAGGAACUAAUGGAAAGGGAAAAAGAAAGAGAAGAGGAGAAGGAACAUAGAGCAAAGAUGAUGGCAAUCAAAGAGAAGGAGAUACAAAUUCAAGCGGCAAUGAAGAACAAGAAUUACAAACUCAGAGUCAAUAUUAUUGUGCCGUUGUUGUUCAUGAAAGUGACCGUUGCAAAACUAGCCGUUGCAAAAGUAGCCGUUGCAAAACUAGCCGUUACAAAAGUAGCCGUUGCAAAAGUAGCCGUUGCAAAACUAGCCGUUGCAAAAGUAGCCGUUGCAAAACUAGCCGUUACAAAAGUAGCCGUUGCAAAAGUAGCCGUUGCAAAACUAGCCGUUACAAAACUAGUUUCUCCACUUAUAAAUAUCAACUAUCAAUGA